UAAUGUUAAGUUACAGACGACUCUGAAGGUGUAGGCUGAGGUGUACAGCUGACCCACAUUUCAUUUAGUUUUCCCAAACAGCGAAAGGCUGCGUUCUGUUAUAUAGAUAUAUCUGUCUUUACAACCUCAGCAACAAUGGGAAAGAAAAAAUCUGGCGCCACCGAAACGAGCACAGCGGAGCCACGGAGAAAAUCCUUACGGUUGAAAGGGAGGGAAGACUCAGAAACUUUGCCAGAAAAGACAAAGGCACCUUCCAAGGCGGCCACAAAAACGGCUAAAGCAGCAGCAAAGCCCAAGCCCAAGGGUAAAGCCAAGGCCGAGGAGAAGAAAGACGAACCCGAGGUUGAGAAGGAAGAGGCCGCUGCAGAAAACGGCGAGGAAAAAUCUGAGAAGAAGGUUGUUGCAGCAGCAGAAGAGGCAGACGAUGCUGAGGACAAGGCUGAUGAGGACAACGAAGAUGAAGAGGAGGAGGAAGAUCAAGAAGCAGAGUAGUGACACCCCAACACACUCUUGCCAGGACUCCCUGUACCUCAUUUCUUGUACAAUGCAGAGAAUAUUUUUAUCUACUAUUUUCAUAAGACAGUAAUGUUUUUAGGCAUCCGAUUGCAAAAAUCCACUUUUUUUUAUACUACAAAUUCCAUUCAGUUUUAUGGCUUCUCGGUCACUUUGUCGGUUUUUCUCUGUUCCGCGUUUCUCUGGCUUCUUAUUUGGCCUCCUUAGUUUUUAGUUGUUCUGCAUGACAUGAAGUUGUGCUUAUAUCAGGAAUUAAAUGUUCAACUUCGGGGGAGUUUACCUGAGACAUUUCCAAGGUGUCUUGAGGGAUUUUGUAACCUGUACUGUUAUGGAAUUUAAAACAUCGUAAUACUAUGUGUUUGAUAGGGAAUAGGAUGAUUACAAGUUUAAGAGUUGUGAUCUAUGCUAAGAAAGUCUUGUUCGCAAUGCUCACUUCAUGUUCACUAGUUCUGGACUUGUUUUGUUUUUAUAUGCUGUCAGUGAUGGUACAUCUGAGGAUGGUUAGACUAAUCCAUGCUCUCUGUGCUCAAAACAAAAUGCAUUACAGAGCUUAUCACUCUUUUUCUUCUCUUUUUUUUUUUUUGGAUUACUGUAUUUUCACCUCAGUCUACAAAAUGUGUCCCACAUAUUUGUGGAUAUAUACAUUGCGGUUUUGGGAUUUCUCUUCCAAUGUACAGUUUCCUCGGUUUUUAAAUAAGAAAAAAUAAAAUAAAAAAAUGUUUUGUUUGUGAAUCAUAAAAUGCCAAUUAAAAUGGGAAUUCCUCUGA
Molecule: messenger RNA, 1280 nt
Organism: Pseudoliparis swirei
Lineage: Eukaryota; Metazoa; Chordata; Actinopteri; Perciformes; Liparidae
Product: non-histone chromosomal protein H6-like
Exons: 6
Coding region: 136-492 (118 amino acids)
Source: RefSeq, a predicted model, not a curated record